CAGCAACAACAUCAACCACCUCAUCACCUAAUGAAACGAGUCAUCGAUUCCAAAACGCAACAGGAAUGCAUCACAACAUCUGUAUUAUCCCCAAAACCGAAUCAGGUUGGAACGGUUCUCCUCUACGGAAUCCCAAUCGUAUCACUAUACAUCGAAUCCCAAGAACGUCUAUGUCUAGCCCAAAUCUCCAAUACUCUCCUGAAACAGUACAGCUACAAUGAAAUCCACAAUAGGCGUGUAGCCCUAGGAAUAACAUGUGUUCAAUGCACCCCGGUGCAACUAGAAAUUCUACGAAGAGCCGGUGCCAUGCCGGUUAGCUCACGACGCUGUGGUAUGAUAACCCGACGUGAGGCAGAACGUCUUUGUAAAUCAUUCCUAGGUGACAAUGCACCGCCACGUCUUCCCGAGGAUUUCGCUUUCAGCGUCCACCAUGAAUGCGCCUGGGGCUGUCGGGGAUCGUUUCUACCGGCGCGCUACAACUCAUCCCGGGCUAAGUGUAUCAAGUGCGCCUAUUGUGGCCUGUUCUUUUCACCGAACAAGUUCAUCUUCCACUCACAUCGAAUAGGACCCGGUGAUAAAUAUGUACAGCCUGAUGCUGCCAAUUUCAAUUCAUGGCGACGACAUAUGAAAUUGAGCGGUAACCCACCUGAGGAGAUAGUACAUGCCUGGGAGGAUGUUAAAGCCAUGUUCAACGGCGGAACUCGGAAACGUCUGAUAAUAUCAAGCUCUUCGAGUGGGAGUAAUCAUGGAGUUCGGAACAGCAGUUCGUUGAGCUCGCCCAAACGACUCAAGGAGUCAACCUCGAUAGGAAGUCAAAAUUUAAGUCCGCCUCUGAUACAUGCCGCUGCAGCAGUAACUGUCGUAUCUGCUGCUUCGUCAACUCCAACCACUACAGCGAAUCAGCUACCCAUUCGUCCGGUACAGCUGCUUCCUAAUGGAAAUGCAGCCUCGUCGGUGAAUAACAUGAAUCCUCUAGCAACUUCCGCGUCCGCUGUUUCACCAUCUUCUGGAGUGGCUUCCACAACACCAACUUCAACGCGGCUUCCGCCACUGUGCUCGGAUUUAUCUAUACCCUUCACGCGCGGCUUCAUGAUGGACUACAUGUGGCACACUCAAACUAAAGCCUCUGCCUUCCAGUUCUCCAACUAUGCCUUGCCAUGGAUCAAGCGUCCCGGGACUUUAUUCCUUAACCAACAGCAUCAAUCCUCCCAACAUCUAGUUAAUGGCAACUCAAUAACAACAUCUGUACCUGCCAUCAGACCUUCUGUAGAGGAGGGUGGAUUCACCAGCACUGAAUCCUCUAGAGUGCAGUCCGCAUCAUCUUCACCGCCAUCAUCGAAAAGUUCACUUCCAUUUUACAACAACUCAGCAUUUCGACCGGUAGUCAACCAUCAUAGCUCACAUCGGCCGACGCAGGGUCGACCAAAUUCAGGAACAGUUCCAGCUAGUACUGUGUAUUUUCUGGAGGACGAUCAACAGACUUCAUCAAGUAGAAACUCUAGGGAUGACGGAGCUAGCGGUUCGGCAACUAUUAAAGAGUCCUUAUCAAGUGACGAUGAAAUGGUGGACAUUGAAACAACCGAGGAUGAUGAGGAACAUCAAAGAAGGAAUCAUCGAGGUAGUGGGAGUAUACACUAUCAGCAACAUAUUGAUGAUUUAAUAACUGUAAAAGUGCCAAAAUCUUCAACACCAACAACCGUUGAUGUAGAGAUCCCAGAUGAAAUAAAUUGCUGGGAUGGUGCGGCGGCGGAGUAUCUCAAGAAAAGGCUUUCCUGUCGAAAUUUGGCCAACUUGCACCCGCCAACAACACCAUCGCCUACCCUAGUCCCCUCACACUCAUCACCAGCUUCGUCGUCAUCCUGUGGAGGCGGAAGUGACGGGAGUAGCGGUGGCGGCGGGGACAUGUUACCCAGAGAUCAUCACCACGGAAUUCUUCGCAUAUCGUCAGCACCAUCCGGACUACUCGACCCGAUGAGCGCAGCGGCAGUUACAUCGACCGGAAGUGCAGCGGCCGCAGCUGCAGCCGCAGCAGCCGUCGCGAUAGCUGCAUUCAGUCAGUCGUCACCGCCAACAUCACCGCCAUUACCGACAACAACGCCCGUUCCGAUUGGCGCCAAGUCCACAUACGACGGGACAAUUUCACCCGUACCACUCACGCAAAAUGCAUAUCAUUGUGAUAAAACGCUGACAAACACUUUAUAUAACAAUUUGAUUCGCAAUAGUAACGUGAACCACGCCAGUAACAAUAAUAAUAUCAACAAUAAUCGGCAAAUCAAAACCGGAAGUGACAGCAGAGGAAGCCCGAAUAGUACCGCGGAUCAAUUGUGUAGUGUUGCCAGAUUGUCUUUUGAUCGUAUGGAGUAUAACAGUUUGCCCCCGUUCUAUCGUCACGAUAUUACCAAGCAUUUUCAAUCGUUCCGACAUCAUGGCGAACAAACUCAAACAAAUGGCGGGAUCGGUUGAGAAUAUUCAAAAAGUUGUUUACAAAUUAUGUAGAUUUUAUUUUCGUUUAUGACGUUACUCUUCUAAAGGAAUCUAAUCUUUUCACUAAACAUUCCUAAAAUACACCAAACAGUUGGUUCUUCUUGUUUAUGACUUAUUGAAAAUGGCGGAAAUUGCGAUUGCGAUUGUUUGUUGAAACUAAAACUAUUAUUACUACUUCUAACCACUAGAAUAGGUAUUUCUCGCUUUAAUUCCAAAAGCAAUAGUUACAAUCGCUUCGAGAGUACAGUAUCCUGUUAAUAAUAACCAAAUAUGAGAAAUAAUAUGCAUAAUACAUAUUUUAGAUUUAGCACAGUCAAUCGAGCUAUUCAAUUAGUUUUUUAAGGUGAAAUAAAAAAGAAAUGGAUAAACAAAUCUUAAGUUAAAGAAAGAUAGAAGUUGUAGACAUCUUCGAAAAGAAAAUAAUAGUCUUAAACGCCCUUGACUAGGGGUAAAAUUAAAAAUGCGGAGGGAAGACAAUGAGAAAACUACAAAUAUAUAAAGAGAA
This is a messenger RNA of Hermetia illucens (black soldier fly), 2989 nucleotides long. It is a transcript of the gene fuss, whose product is annotated as flocculation protein FLO11. Gene Ontology annotation, biological process: negative regulation of transcription by RNA polymerase II; negative regulation of BMP signaling pathway. Bases 31 to 2463 code for a protein of 810 amino acids. Gene Ontology annotation, molecular function: SMAD binding; RNA polymerase II cis-regulatory region sequence-specific DNA binding; DNA-binding transcription factor activity, RNA polymerase II-specific. Gene Ontology annotation, cellular component: nucleus; transcription regulator complex. The transcript has 3 exons. The record is from RefSeq and is a predicted model, not a curated record. Lineage: Eukaryota; Metazoa; Arthropoda; Insecta; Diptera; Stratiomyidae.